Molecule: messenger RNA, 2235 nt
Organism: Lepus europaeus (European hare)
Lineage: Eukaryota; Metazoa; Chordata; Mammalia; Lagomorpha; Leporidae
Gene: STX18
Product: syntaxin 18
Exons: 11
Coding region: 334-1341 (335 amino acids)
Biological process (GO): retrograde vesicle-mediated transport, Golgi to endoplasmic reticulum; intracellular protein transport
Cellular component (GO): SNARE complex; membrane; endoplasmic reticulum
Molecular function (GO): SNAP receptor activity
Source: RefSeq, a predicted model, not a curated record
GGAGGCGCCACGACAAGGCGCCGAGCCUUUCGGCUUCCUCAUCUCGCUCCCGGGAUCCACACCCCGCGGCGUAACUGGAGCUCGGCGGGGUUCUCUGGGCUACAGGGGCUCCGAUGAGCCCGGGGUGGGCCCGGGGGCGCACACGCACUCCGGCCAGGCCGGAACCUUUCUCCUCUCCUCGCGAUCGACGGGCAGAGGCCGGAACCUUUCUUCUCGCGUUAUCGUCGCCGGGCGGAGGCGUGCGCAGCCGGAACGGUCCCCCCAGCGGCCGCGGUCGCCGGCUGCUGACGUGAGCGGGCCGAGUGUAGGGGCUGGUGGCUGUUGCUGGUCGCUAUGGCGGUGGACAUCACGCUGCUGUUCCGGGCCAGCGUCAAGACCGUGAAGACGCGGAACAAGGCGCUGGGAGUGGCAGUCGGCGGCGGGGUCGAGGGCAGCCGCGACGAGCUCUUCCGCCGGAGCCCCCGGCCCAAGGGUGACUUCUCCAAGCGGGCCCGCGACGUGAUUUCUCAUAUUGGCAAACUGAGAGAUUUUCUUCUGGAACAUAGGAAAGAUUACAUUAAUGCUUACAGCCACGUUCUGUCCGACUGUGGCAGGAUGACAGACACAGAGCGAGACCAGAUAGACCAGGACGCGCAGAUCUUCAUGAGGACCUGCUCGGAAGCAAUUCAGCAGCUCCGGACAGACGCGCACAGGGAGGUCCACUCGCAGCAGGUGAAGGAGCACAGGACGGCCGUUCUGGAUUUCAUCGAGGACUACUUGAAAAGAGUGUGUAAACUUUACUCAGAACAGAGAGCCAUCCGAGUUAAACGAGUGGUGGACAAGAAGAGAUUAUCUAAGCUGGAACCAGAACCGAAUGCGAAAACAAGAGAAGCCAUCUCUCCUGAGAGAGCGCCACAGAACCCUUCACGAGACUCUGAGGAGAAGCCUGCCUCUGAAGAGUCCCCAGAAAAGAUCGUGUCUGAAGCACAGCCUGACUUGAGUGCCUGGGGAGAUGGCAGAGGAGAAGACGAGCUGUCCCCAGAAGAAAUACAAAUGUUUGAACAAGAAAAUCAGCGGCUCAUUGGGGAGAUGAACAGCCUGUUUGACGAAGUGAGGCAAAUCGAAGGGAAAGUGGUUGAAAUUUCCAGACUCCAAGAGAUAUUCACGGAAAAGGUGUUGCAGCAGGAAGUGGAGAUUGACAACAUUCACCAGUUGGUGGUUGGAGCGACCGAAAACAUCAAGGAGGGCAAUGAAGACAUAAGAGAGGCCAUCAAGAACAACGCCGGCUUCCGCGUGUGGAUCCUCUUCUUCCUCGUGAUGUGCUCCUUCUCCCUGCUCUUCCUCGACUGGUACGACAGCUAGCCGGCUCGGGCGGCGCCUGGCACGCGUGCGCCUCUGCAUGUCUCUGGCACUGGAGCGUGACUGUCACCAGGGUGUCCCAGAGCUGCUUCAGGGGAGAGGGGCUGAGCCACACCUGCGGAUUCCCAUGCGAAGCGACACCCAGACCUGUGUCCUUGGCCAGAGCGGCUGGGAAAGAACAUGACAAGUACAUGUGCAAGUGGUCUGGCAGCAGUCACUGGGCAGGGGGCCCUGGGGAGGGGCGUUAACCACCCGACCACGAGGCUGCUGGCCCAGGGGGCGGCUCCUCCCUCAGCGGAGUCUGACCCUGCCCGUCCCCGGAGCUCCAGGGAAGAGCGCGUCGAGUGACGGCGCUCCCGAAUGCCCGCUCCCUUGUCUCCGCACGCUUCCUGUCUGCCCGAGUCGGCGGAUGCGCGGCCCGAGAGAAUUCCCACCUGCCUUGCUCAUCCAAUAAAUCUGGUGACGGCCCUGUUGUGUUGUCGGUGAGUUACCUGCCCAGGCCCUCGGCUGCCUGGCCCGACUCCGCCCAGAACCGCUCACGGCAGGGGCAGCCUGCUUUCCCAUCACUGGGUCUACGGAAGUGUGGCCUACUGCCCUGACCCCCAGGAGAUGUCAGCAGGGCACCAGCUGGUGACAGCCAGAAACAAGGCCCGAGUUGGCUGUGUGUACAUGGUCAGCGGCCUAGCGUCCCUGCAGAGUGGGCGUGGCGAGUGUGCAGCCCCUGUGCGCACGCCCACCUGCUGGGGGCAUGGGUGUCCCUCGUCUCUGCUGCUUCCCGGAAUACGCUUAGCGACAUCAGUGCCCCCCGUGCCAGUCUGCAUUAUUGUUAUUUCUGACCUAAGCUGUGACUUGCGACGCGCCCGCCAGAAACAGCACAAACAACGAGGAGAAAACAGC